AUGGCUGACGAGCUAGCCAGAAGAAACUCCUGGAGGGCUCCAGCCCAGCUGCCCCCUCGAAGCCGGACUCCGCCCGACACUAGAGCGGGUCAGCCACGGUUUCGCCUCACCGAGCCAGAAGACCCCCGAGGGCAGCCGAGAGCACAGCCUCCCUGGCUCGCAGACCAGUUCUGUAAUGCCAUUGGAGUGUUGCAGCAGUGCGGCCCCCCAGCCUCUUUCAGCAACAUUCAGACAGCGAUAAACAAAGACCAGCCUGCUAAUCCGACGGAAGAGUACGCCCAACUGUUCGCAGCAUUGAUUGCACGAACUGCGAAAGAUAUCGAUGUUCUGAUAGAUUCCCUGCCUAGUGAAGAAUCGACAGCAGCUUUGCAGGCUGCUAGUCUGUAUCGAUUAGAAGAAGAAAAUCAUGAAGCAGCUGCCCGUCUGGAAGAGGUGGUUUAUCGUGGGGAUAUGCUGCUGGAAAAGAUACAGAGCGCCCUGGCAGAUAUCGCCCAGUCGCAGCUGAAGACGAGAAGCGGCACGCAUAGCCAGCCCCUUCCAGACUCGUAGCGCCAGGGGGCAGCGCGCCCCUGCAGAACCGAACUGCCGCCAGGCCCUGCGGGAAACGCAGCGCUCUGUCCACGGGGAGCUUGUGACACCCAGCCCUGCUCCCGUGGGGCUCUCAAGGGCGCUGAUCGUCGGUAACGUUGUCUUUUAUCACAGCUCAUGCUGCAGGUUUUGUGUGAGAAACACUUCUAUUGUAGAAUCGGUGGUUCUGUUCUAGAAUUACGUGUAUUGGUGUAUGUUUCCUUGACUUAGAAUAUUAAUUUCUGAGCUUUCUUUUCUGUUCAUAAAUAUGUCUGACUUCAAUCUGAUUUGUUAUCUUCGUUACACGGGCCUUAGUACCUAAAGGGAAUUCAGAAGAAAAAUAUAUUGAGUAUUUGUGGAAUCUGCUCAUUCCUACUUUCAAACUUUUAUGUUCUCAGUGUAUUUUUUUGUAAGGCUCAAACACAGACACGCUUGAAUUUGCCAGAGUUCCGCAGAGACAGUGCUAGACAACGAUGUGAAUACAGUGGUGGCCAUCUGUUUUAAUUAACAGCAAUGGUAAUUAAACACUUGUAUUACUACUUGGCUGGUUUACCACCCUUUACAGAGCAAGUAAAAGGAUAAGUAAACUCUAAUGUUUGCAGAGUAAGUGUUCUUGCCAUUGGCAUCUCAUUUAAAAAAAAAAAAUAAUUUGCAGGUAUCUGAUAUUGGCAUUUAUUAUUGUUUGUAAUUCACAAAUGGGUCUUUGGCUCCGUUAUUGCCACUGACACGCUUACUCUUACUUGCUCGUGCCGUUCCUCUGCUUCUGCUGAUACUCCACAUUCUCGUGGCAACUGGUGAAUGCUUCUAAAGCAGGCAGUAAUGAGGAAGCAUUGGAUGACUGGGAAGAAAUUAGCAAUGAGGAAACUGAAAAUAACUCAUUACGUAAUGUGGCUUUUCAGUGUAAGCAGCGGCUGCCACGUGAAUGCUGUGAUCAUAAGCAGCAAGAGGCCUGUCGUCCUCAACAUGCUCUAGAGAGUUUUUUGUUUGUAUCUUCACACGCUGAAUAAAUUUUCGCCCCUUGCCUUAGGAUUCUGGAAAUACCAGCAUCUCUUUUUAAAUUUGAGAAAAACCCACCAGAUAACGUAGGGUUCAAGGCGUGAGCUGGGAGUUGAACUGCUAGUCAUUUUCCGUGUUUUUGAGUUAGCAGCCUUGCAUUAUUGUAGGAUGCUCUUUAUUGCCACAUGAUAUCUGCUGUUUCCUGAUCAAAACUCCCUACUUCUAUAUAUUGGACAUGCUGUCACUGACUUGCAAGUUACAGGUGUUGCUAUUGCACAUAGACGGGUAAGAGCAAUUCAAAUACGUCUUUAGCAUGCUGAUCCGUAAGGAAUUAGGUGCAGCCACUCAGACUGCACUGGUGAAAGGAAGAGUAUAACGUGGCGCAGGAUACAUCUUGUAUACAGCCUGUUUUGAGGAUUAAAAAAUACAAAGCUGUUCCUACCUGUAACAAAUACUAAAACUGAAGUAUUUAGUCAGACUGGUAUUUAAAUAAAUAUUUAAUACUAUUUUGUCAAAUCUGCA
Messenger RNA from Pygoscelis adeliae (Adelie penguin), 2085 nucleotides. It is a transcript of the gene MED21, whose product is annotated as mediator complex subunit 21. The record is from RefSeq and is a predicted model, not a curated record. Gene Ontology annotation, molecular function: transcription coregulator activity. Bases 1 to 549 code for a protein of 182 amino acids. The transcript is spliced from 4 exons. Gene Ontology annotation, biological process: regulation of transcription by RNA polymerase II. Lineage: Eukaryota; Metazoa; Chordata; Aves; Sphenisciformes; Spheniscidae. Gene Ontology annotation, cellular component: mediator complex.